Molecule: messenger RNA, 2832 nt
Organism: Verticillium dahliae VdLs.17
Lineage: Eukaryota; Fungi; Ascomycota; Sordariomycetes; Glomerellales; Plectosphaerellaceae
Exons: 2
Coding region: 1-2832 (943 amino acids)
Source: RefSeq, a predicted model, not a curated record
AUGUCCACAGCCGCCACAAUGUCGCAACCUCCCUCGAUUCCUCCUCGCCCUUCCAGGAGUUCAGAUCGUCCUGCUCAGGCCGAAUCCCAACCAAUGGUCCCGCCACGCCCUAUCAAGCGGUUCGAUCGCUCCAUCUCUCCGAACCCCCACCGAUUCGCGCCCUCGCCCAUCAACGAGAGCCCCUUCUCCAAGAGCCCCAGGACGAGCCGCUUUCCCGACAGCAGCCUCGGCGGCCCCAUCCAAGACCCUAUCCAGCGCCCCGGCAGCGUCAACAUGCCCUCCGUUGGCGAGGAGGGCAACGAGUACGAGGCCGUCCGGUCGAGCACCACGGCCAACCAGCGUCCCGUCUCGCCCGAGCAGACGAGGAUGAUUGCCGAGGACCUCAAGCUUCACGCCCCGAAGCCCUCCUUCUCUGCCCAGUCUGCCAAGCAGCGCGUCGCCACCGUCACUCGCACCGACUCUGACAAGGCUGCCUCCUUUGGCAUUGGCAGGCCCAGCAGCGGCGAGCUGCCGCCGAGCUACAUCAAGAAGAAGAGGUCCAGUAUCGGACAGGCUUCUGAGGCCGGCAGCAUUGAAGUCUUUGAUGACGAGGAGCACGGCAUUCCCGAGAUUGGCCAGCAGGUGCCCUUGAACCCCCACCUCGGUGAUGUCCAGGCCCCUUCGCCGGCUCCCAAUGCCCACGGCCAAGAGUCUGCCAGGUCGCAUACCCCUCGCCACCAUGGACGCAAGCUCAGUUCGCGCGGCUACCCUGAUGCGCCUCCCGGCAGCUACGGCCUCCACGGCCACGGCACACCCAGCAACGAUAAGUUUGAGCGUGCUUGGUACGAGAAGCACCCCGAAUCGAAGAAGAGGGAAUCCCAGAUCUCCCUCCACGAUCGCCAGAAUGACUUUGCCAUGAGCAGCACCGAUCUCAACAAGAUUGUUCGCGACACCCGCGAGGCGGGCGUAGGCACAUCUACAAACUACACCGGAACGCCCAGUGAAGAAGUUGGGUACCAGGCUUCCGAAGAGUACGCUCAUCGCAUGCACUCCCGCCCGGGUUCUGCCGCCCCCAGGUCCCCGGAGCUGCGUCGCGCUUCUACCCCGCGCAAGGACUCCCCGGCCCCAGCCUCCGCUUCCGUCGCUGUCGAUGAUGAUACCGAUGUCAUCCAUGUCGAUGCCGACCACAACCGCAGCAGGAGUUUCCUCAACAGCCGCGAGAACCUUGCUCAGGAAGAUGAGUACAACACGCCCAUCCUUGCUGCCGAUGAAGUCGCCAAGAACCCUCAUCACUACAACAAGGACGCCGCCGUCCCUGCCGACCGUCGCGGUAGCUUCCUCGAUGAUGAGAACUCCAGUCGUCCCAACAGCCGCCCCUCGAGUCUUUAUCACCACGGCUCGCAGUCCCAAGUCGAGCUGACGUCGACCCCUCUGGAGGACGUCACUGAAUACGAGCCUCUGUUUCCUGAGGAGGAGGAGCAGAAGAGGAAGGCUGCUGCCAAGGCUAACGAGCCGCGCCACAAGUUCCCCAGCAAGGAUAUCUGGGAAGAUGCCCCCGACAGCGUCAACGCGACGGCCAUGGUUUCGACGCCUGAGUUCGAGGAGGAAGAUUUCAGUCCGUCGCACCACGAAGUCAUCCGUACCGAGACACCGGCGCAGGCCUUUGCCAGGCAACAAGAGGAACUGGCCGAAAAGGAGUCGCGUCAGUCGCCCGAGAGCUACGGUCUGCGCCAGACGCAUGUGCCCAGGCCUCACCCAGCCCAGCGAAUGAAGUCCCAUGAGGCGCGGCCCCAUGCCAAUCGCUUCCCCAGUCGCGAUGUCUGGGAAGACACGCCAGAGAGUCUGAUGCAUGAGACCACCGUCGACAGCCCCGACCCCGAGUCUGCCGAGCCGAACGAGUCGAACGAUGCCGCUGAUGAGACCUCCGCAACCUCGAGGCCUGCGGUGCCUGCUCGCCCGCAAAAGAAGCUCUCCACCGACAAGCCUACAAUUCCCGAGAGGCCCAAGCCAAGCUCGACACCGAGCGACGAGCGCCUCAAGCCCGUCAUCUCCGACAAGCCGAAGCCUCAGGUGCCGGCGCGCCCCACCAAAACUUUGCCCUCGGGCGUCGAUUCCAAGGAGCAGGAUGCUGCCCCGAGGCAAAAGCCGGCGGUGCCUGCUCGCCCCGUCGGCAGCAAGAUUCAGGCCCUGCAGGCCGGCUUCAUGUCGGACCUCAACAAACGUCUGCAGCAAGGCCCACAAGCCCCCGCCAAGAAGGAAGAACCCCCAGCGGCAGACAUGAUUGAGGAGAAGGAGAAGGCACCGCUUGCCGACGCUAGGAAAGGCCGCGCCCGCGGUCCUCAGCGCAGGGCCCCUGCGGCGAAGAGCCAGUCGCAGGCCGCGGAUCUUAGGUCCAGUGUGCCCACGUUGAGUUUCUCGCCCCUGAGGACGUGCUGGAGUAUCGGUGAUGAUGGCAUCCUUGAGAUCGAGAACAGCAAACCUCAGCCAAAGAAGGAGGAGCCCGAGAUCGAAUUCGCACCCGAAGCCGUUGAGGAGGAGUCUGUGCCUGAACCAGAGUCCAAUCCUGUCGAGCCUGCCUCGACAGCAUUCGAAGCUGCAGAGAAGGGGAUCGACAGUUUUGUGCCGAGCGAGAAGCUAGAGUCCGAGGCUGCCGCGACAAGUACCGAGCAGCAGGUCUCUCUCGAGGUGACAAAACCUCAGGAGACCGAUGCUGCGCCUGUUGAGGAGCCGGCGGAGCAGGUCAAGACGCUGGCCAGCAACACGGCUGGCGAGCCGAUCCUGGAGGCGCAGAUUCAGCAGGCCGAGGAGGUGAAGCCUGUCGCGGUCCAGCAGCUGGGUGGCGAGGCCGCGUGA